UUGCAGGAGACAAAAACAACACACACAACCAGAUUGAUUUUAUUGAAGUUUAAGUCUAAUGUUGGGUCUAAAUGUCACUUGUGUAAUUAAUUUAAAAGGUAAUUUUAUUUAUUGUUGCUGUUAAACUAAAAUCUCCAGCAUGGGGAAGUGGGAAGAUCUCGGGUUUCCUUGACACACUGCAUUUCUGGUUUACUCAUCUGAUCAGCUCAGAAUCGGUAGAAUCACUGAGCUGAUCAGACAAACUGCUGAAGAUCCGUAACAACCUGGUGUUUGGCUUCUUUUGGGACACAUCUUUGGGAGAAAGAGGAACUAGAGACAUUCAGUGUUGUUGAGAAGUGAAAUGGCUCAGGGAGGAAAUAAGAUUGAUUCAGGUAAAUAUUCUUGUUCCAUCUGUUUGGAUCUACUGAAGGAUCCGGUGACUAUUCCCUGUGGACACAGCUACUGUAUGAACUGUAUUAAAACACACUGGGAUGAAGAAGAUCAGAGGGGAAAAUACAGCUGCCCUCAGUGCAGGAAAGAGUUCAUACCAAGACCUGAACUGGAGAAGAACUUCAUGUUAGCAGAGUUGGUGGAGGAUCUGAGGAAGACUGGACUCCAAGCUGCUCCAGCUGAUCACUGCUAUGCUGGACCUGAUGAUGUGGCCUGUGAUGUUUGUACUGGGAGGAAGAUGAAAGCUGUAAAAUCCUGUCUGGUCUGUUUAAUUUCUUACUGUGAGAAUCAUCUGAAGCCUCAUUAUCAAUUAACUGCUUUUAAAAAACACAAGCUGGUGAAUCCUUCCAAAAACCUCCAGGAGAAUAUCUGCUCUCGUCAUGAUGAGGUGAUGAAGAUCUUCUGUCGUACUGAUCAGCAGUGUAUCUGUUAUCUCUGCACUAUGGAUGAACAUAAAGGCCAUGAAACAGUUUCAGCUGCAGCAGAAAGAGCUGAGAAGCAGAAGGAGCUCCAGGAGAGUCAACAACAAAUCCAUCAGAGAAUCCAGGACCAAGAGAAAGAUGUGAAGCUGCUUCAACAGGAGGUGGAGGCCAUCAAUGUCUCUGCUGAUAAAGCAGUGGAGGACAGUGAGAAGAUCUUCACUGAGCUGAUCCGUCUCCUCCAGGAAAGAAGCUCUGAUGUGAAGCAGCAGAUCAGAUCCCAGCAGGAAACUGAAGUGAGUCGAGUCAAAGAUGUUCAGGAGAAGCUGGAGCAGGAGAUCACUGAGCUGAAGAGGAAAGACGCUGAGCUGGAGCAGCUCUCACACACAGAGGAUCACAACCAGUUUCUCCUCAACUACCCCUCACUGCCAGCACUAGUGAGUCUACACACUCAUCCAGCAUCAAUAUCCGUCCUCUGAGACACUUUGAGGACGUGGCAGCAGCUGUGUCAGAGCUCAGAGACAAACUAGUGGACAUCCUGAAAGACACAUGGAGAAACAUCGAACUGAAGCUCACUGAGGUGGA
Messenger RNA from Xiphophorus hellerii (green swordtail), 1433 nucleotides. RefSeq names its product E3 ubiquitin/ISG15 ligase TRIM25-like. The record is from RefSeq and is a predicted model, not a curated record. Lineage: Eukaryota; Metazoa; Chordata; Actinopteri; Cyprinodontiformes; Poeciliidae. Gene Ontology annotation, molecular function: zinc ion binding.